CACGUUAACUGCAGAGAAGAAGAGUGUUUUGUCAACCUUCUGCCGCUGAGAAUGAGAGCAAAUGUUAAUGUUACACUAACACGAGCUAAACAUAGAUAACCAAUAACUAAAAUGGGUUAAACAGGGAAGUUGACGGUUCCCGGGAUCAAUGUUCAGUUGGGUUUUGGGAUCGUGUGCCAAGCAUUUGGCGUCUUUAGCAAGACUGAGACACAAAACCACGCAGCUAAACAGGAUGUCCACAUCACCUCCUCCUCUGGCUGCGAUAUGUCAGUUGACAGCUACCCCCAACAAAGAGGCCAACUUCUCCAUCUGUAAAAAGCUGGUGGAGGAAGCUAAGGAGAAAGGAGCCUCCAUGGCCUUCCUGCCUGAGGGAUUUGACUACAUUGGUUCAAGUCGAGAAGAAACUUUAUCGCUCUCAGAAAGUUUGGCAGGAGACACAAUAGCUGGAUACAUCAAAGUGGCAAGGCAGUUAGAUGUGUGGCUGUCUCUGGGAGGAUUUCACGAACAAGGGCCCGAGUGGGAACGUGAAAAACGCAUUUACAACAGUCACAUCAUUAUCAACAACAAAGGAGACAUCGUUUCAGUGUACAGGAAGUCACAUUUGUUUGAUGUGAAGCUGCCAGAAAAAGGAAUAUCCCUCAUGGAAAGUGACUUCACGCUCCCUGGACCUUCACUUGUAUCCCCAGUGCAGACUCCAAUUGGCAAGGUGGGCUUAGGUAUUUGCUAUGAUCUGAGGUUUUCUGAAUUAUCACUCGCUCUGCAAAGAAGCGGUGCUGAGAUCCUGACGUACCCAUCAGCCUUCACUGUGGCAACAGGAGCUGCUCAUUGGGAGGUGUUACUCCGCGCUCGGGCAAUCGAGACCCAGUGCUUUGUCUUGGCAGCAGCCCAGGUCGGCCAACACCACGAGAAGCGCGCGUCCUAUGGUCACAGCCUGGCAGUGGACCCUUGGGGCGAGGUGCUAGCUGACUGUGGAGGGGAGAGCCCUGCAGUGGUGCUAGUAGAAGUCGACUUGGAUAAAGUGAGGAGAACCAGAAAAAAUAUGCCUGUCCAACAGCACCGCAGAGAGACAGCGUUCUACCACAGUCUGGAAUAAAUUUCAACAUGAUAAAAUCAUUAAAUCUCAAAAAAGCAAUUUUGCAAAUUGAAGCUGUAGAGGUUUUCCCUUUUUCUCCAUUAUUAUGGUCCACAGCAGUCCUGGAUUCUAAGGACUGUAUUGUUUUUGCAAUUCUUCCUUUUUUACUGCCCCUUUGAGUGAAAAUUCUACCUCCGCGGCAAACUCACCAAAAUUUGCACACACCUGAUACUCGGUGAAAAGGAAUUUUGGGAGUAGUAAAUAAUCCCCCACCCCCACCCCACUCCCAUGACAUCACAGCAGGAGAAACCGUCCAAGAAAUGAAUGAGGCAAAAAAAAAAAUGAAACGAAAAAACACACAACGGGGGUAUCCGAAGGUAGUUUUGAAAAUAUUAUGGGGAAAUUCAUGGAAUUUCAUACACAUGCCACCAGAUAAAGCCUACAGCUACCACCAACGUUUCGUAUACCUUUGUUCCGGGAAGAGGCCGCCAUUUUGAAUAAAUAAACACCUACAAAUUUAAAA
This is a messenger RNA of Oryzias latipes (Japanese medaka), 1595 nucleotides long. It is a transcript of the gene nit1, whose product is annotated as nitrilase 1. Lineage: Eukaryota; Metazoa; Chordata; Actinopteri; Beloniformes; Adrianichthyidae. Gene Ontology annotation, molecular function: hydrolase activity, acting on carbon-nitrogen (but not peptide) bonds, in linear amides. The record is from RefSeq and is a predicted model, not a curated record.